UGACUUAGACGGCCCCAGUGGCCAUCAUUUUAUUCACUUCUCUAGAACGGCUUUUUACUUGUACUUGAUAUUUACCUUUGCAGCGACUGGCCUCGCGGAUAGGGUUACUGAGGAUAGAGUGGGAGUGAGAGAUGGCCUCAAGUGGGCUCCCACCGGGAGCGUUCCUGACCACCAUCGAAGGGCGGCGCUGUACGGCAGUUCCCAGAGUGGCAGCGGCCUUGUCGAGCUCGAGCAGUGCCACCAGUAGUGUCAGCAGGGUGACUACAACAGCCAGCCUGGCCAGAACAACGCCUGCAAUCCAGACCACGGCGCUGGCAGCGGCUCCGGCCGCAGAGAUUGACACAUUCAUCGAGCAAAGCCCAACAAGUACGACCAGCUCCUCCUUCAUCACCACUACAAGCACCUCCCCUAGUCCGGUACGGAUCAUUCAGGCACAGGAUAGUGAGCCGGAUCCUCCGGCAAGCCCACCGCCGCCUCUUCCUGCCGGACUUCCCCUCACGUCCGGCGUUACUCCCCAGUCUUUCACUGCCGUUGCAGACGCAGCCUCUCCGCGAGUGUCUGUACCACAAAGCAGUCAAGCUGAUGGCAGCGUAACAGCUCCCAUUACAGGCACCUUAGCCGGCGAAUCAGAGGGCCCCCCUGCCGAGACCUCGGCUCCUGACCUACCCCAGGAGCCAGCAGCCACGCCUCUUCUCACUACCGUUGGGGCGCCACAGACACCAGCCGACAGCCCCGUUCCCAAAGCCACGGGGACGACGUCAGCAGACCCAAGUGUGGCUGCAAUUCCCACCUUGAACAACAAUGCGGUCCAGUCGACAGUAGCUGUGGCCGGCGGUGUUAUCGGCGGUGUCAUCGCCAUCAGCCUUCUAGCCUUCUUUAUCUGGUGGUGGCGGCGUCGGCUGCAGAGGAAGAGAAGAAGCACCCUUCUGACGCCGCUCGAUACGGUGCCGUCAUUUGACCGCGGCGAGAAAGGGGGCUAUGUGAUCGCGCGUCGGAGUAUUGGGCCGACCCCGGUGACGGAGAAGUUCAAAGCAGCACUGGGGCAGAACUUUAAAAGGCUUCGAGGCCACAUCAGAAACCGGACCGCCCCUUCUGUGAACCUAGACCGGGGCACCUCGCAGUUUGUGGAUGCGGCCAGGGCGCAGAGACGUGAGAUCUCGAGCGACAUCGGGGCCGAGCUGACAGUGAAGGAUCGUUUGAGGAACUGGUUGGUAGGGUUGGGCAUGAAGUUCAGCCAGGGGAACAACAACGCCCAGGAGAGAAACCCGAGCGUUACUAAUGAGAAGAAGGCCGCCUCCAGCUCCCAGCCCGACUUCCUGACGCUCGUCAACAUGAGCGACCAGGAGCUCGACCGCGAAGCCCAGCGACAGCGAGCCAGCAUCGCGCGCGCGAAUGGAAGCGCCAGUGACAGCUUCCUGGGCAAGUUGAACCUCAAUUUCGGCAAUGACAACCCCUUUAGCGACGCCAACGCCAUCGCCCACAUCUCAGCCAAGCCCGCGCCCCUCGCAAUCGGCAACAGGUUCAGCGACAGCAACACCAUUCUCGAAUCACCUCGCGCGGCAAUGCCCAAGCCCGCCACCUACGUGGCCGACAUCCGCCGCUCGCGCAGCAACAGCAUCGCCACCUCAACGGUAGGGGCGCGCCGCCAGCCAAGCGCAGUCUACAACUACUCCGCCGGCGCCAUCCGCGACAGCACCACCUCGCUCGGCUCGAUGGCCACGGCAACAACCGCCGGCAACCAGCGCACCAAAUUCCGCUCCGACCCAUUCGAUCUCGAACGGCCCGAGUUGUUGGGCGGUCCCAUUCCCACCACAGCCACUACUACCAUCCCUGUAGCAGCCAUAGCCACGAUCACAGCCCCCAACCGGAACCAGACAGCCACGAUAGACGCCUACACCCACACUCUUAACCGCCCCCCCACGAGAGCACGCACAAGAGAGCAAAGAGAAAGAGCAGAGUCCUUCACGUCGCACUACUCAAAGUACUCCAAAUACUCCUCGGGCAUCAGCAUGCUGAGCGCCGUGGAAAACAUGGGCGAGUGGAGCGAUCCCGGCCCCGACGUCGGGCCCGCCGCCGCCGCCGCUGCUGCUGCUGCUGUGAGGGGUGAUCAAAUCCAACUCCAACCCCGAAACCUAACCCCCCAAAGCCCAGGUCAGGGGCUCGGUCGUCAGGGUCAGGGUCAGGGGUGGGCAGCAACACAGGUGCCGGAUGGGAAUGGGGUUGGUGCUGUGCAGGGGGGGAGGGAGAGGCUUGCGCUUGCUCGCGAGCGUGAGGGUUCAUCUCCUUGGAAUGGUGAUGUUUUGGAGAGGCGGAGGAUGAGUGGUAGCAGUUUGGGGAGCGUUGGGAAGGCGAUGUGAAAAAAGGGGGUUGCUUUCAUUUGUUUUACGGGGUAAAACCAA
This is a messenger RNA of Parathielavia appendiculata, 2399 nucleotides long. RefSeq lists its product as uncharacterized. The transcript has a single exon. The coding region runs from base 132 to 2357 and encodes 741 amino acids. The record is from RefSeq and is a predicted model, not a curated record. NCBI's taxonomy places the organism in Eukaryota, Fungi, Ascomycota, Sordariomycetes, Sordariales, Chaetomiaceae.